Messenger RNA from Dissoconium aciculare CBS 342.82, 1255 nucleotides. RefSeq lists its product as uncharacterized. The record is from RefSeq and is a predicted model, not a curated record. The transcript has 2 exons. Bases 90 to 1085 code for a protein of 331 amino acids. NCBI's taxonomy places the organism in Eukaryota, Fungi, Ascomycota, Dothideomycetes, Mycosphaerellales, Dissoconiaceae.
GCAAUCCGACCGCUCUUGCCCGUCAUCUUCAUUAUCACUGUGAACAACGAUUCGCCAGUUCUUGACAUCGGUCAUACACAAGAAGGAUCAUGAACAGCGACGCGACCCCCGCGCUCGGGCACCUGCCGCUGGAGCGCUACAUCUUGUCUCGAUGGAACGAUAAAGAGUAUGCAAAAGAUGAUGCCGCCACGCGUCGUAAGAGAUUGGCUCGGAAAUUCGUCGAGAUAGGCAAUCUGGGACGGUUGCUAGCUCUGGCACCAUUUGCUGGCGACCCUGAACCAGAUCUCCCGCCACAAUCGGAGUGGAAUGAAAUAUUGGCAGAACUUCGAACAGAGGGCCAGCGUCGUCACAGCGUUUCUAGACAACAUCCCUGGUCGUUCAUUUGGCUGAGAACUUACUACGCAGAUGGUAGUGAUGCUGGUCACAAAGCUCUUCUUGAUGAACUCAAUUGGGAAAUUGCCCUUCACCAGGAGGAAAACAUACUUGACGAUGCAGCGCUUUACUCGUAUGGGGAUGAUUGGACCGCCAUCUUUGAGGUCUUACCGGAAUUCUUUUUCGAGAUGCUCGGGGAGUACGUCAUGAGGAGGGACAACAUUAUGAGCUCCCCAACAGAUCUUGAUAGAGCGCUGAAAAGCCAUCUCGGUCAUGAGCUCCUUGUCCGCGAAUGCUAUCAACGGUGCGCCGUCAGGCAACCGCCAACCGCGCGAGAACAGGAUGCGGGUCUCAGUGGAGGGUACCCUGGCGGAAACGAGUUCCAAGAUGCGGUUAUAGAGCUACACUACGACGCAGCCGCCACGUACAUGUUCGUCGCAGACAAAGAGGCAAUCGAGACAGGCGAAGUCGCCGUUCUCUUCAUUGACGAUUGUGGGCGAGUCAUCCGCCACAAUCGCAUUCCGCCUCAGGAUUGUGAAUCGCUCAGCGGUAGUUGGAUGGAGUGUUCUUUGCACGAAAUUUACGAAUUUGUUGACGGUAAACCUGGACCCGCAUAUUCAAGGGGCGGAGUCUGCGGCCCUCCGUUCGCCACUCAUGAUGUUCGUGCAUUGGAGGCGGAACGGCAAACCAAGGCAGCUUUGGAGCCGCUAUGAACUCUGCGCUACAAUAGGAAACCGAUCGGAUCGGCUUGAGUCUACACCAGCGCCCGUCCAAUGUCCGUAACUUCUCGAACAGCCGUUCGUGAGAACUCGACUGUAACUUUUCCUCACAGUCCCCGUCGCACUCAGGAACCGCUUCGAACCUUUUUUAGAUCGCGUUGCAU